Plasmopara halstedii is the source of this 1056-nucleotide messenger RNA. RefSeq lists its product as uncharacterized. The transcript is spliced from 4 exons. NCBI's taxonomy places the organism in Eukaryota, Oomycota, Peronosporomycetes, Peronosporales, Peronosporaceae. The record is from RefSeq and is a predicted model, not a curated record. The coding region runs from base 1 to 1056 and encodes 351 amino acids.
AUGACCAAGGGUGUUCAUCCCAGACGCUUGCCGAUGACGAAUUGCGAUCAGAGUCAAAAGGAUGCACACAUACUCAAGUCCAGCAACCAAACACAUGAACUACAUGAAUCUCCGGAGCAACGGAAGUUCCCCGACUCGAACAACGACGUGGAUCUGCCUUUCACUACAUCAGAUGCAUGUACACCAACAUCGCUAGAGGAGCUUUUAGACUUGGAAAUGGGUUCUGCUGUCGCUCUUACUCCUUUGAGUAAUCAAAAAUUUAGUCUAUUACAGGAAGAAGAGAAGCUCGAGGGCAGCAUCGACUUUGUUUCUCUAGAGGUUCUGGCUAUGCAAAGUCCACACGGCGAGGCUAAAGAGUGGAAUAACAAGAAAGAUAAGCAGAACGGAAGUUCAUCUUCCCAUCGUCCAGAAAACUCUCCGCAUCGAAAAUUUGGAAUGCUUUCUAACGCUCAAAGGACCACACCGCUCAGCACCGUAUCACCGACGGAGUCUGAAUCAUUCUUUUCAACAUCUUCUAGCCAAUUUUUGACAGAUGACGACUUCGGUUUAUUAUCUCCCAUGUCGCUUCCCGACACGCCAUCGCGAAGUCGAUCAAAAUUAGCUCUUCCCUGGAAUCUUGAGCUAAGUGCACCACCUAUCGAAGUUGCAAUUACAAAUGAAGAAAGCUUUUGUCAUCUCAGGCAAUGUAACAGUGACCAAGGAUCGAACCGCCGAGCCUCCUCAAGUAUACUAAAACCUAGAGCCGCUACACCAAACCCACGAAAUCACAGAGAUUGUGGAUCGGGCGAGACUACUUUAAGACUGACAAGAUCAUCACUGCCAACCUUACCUGAAAUAAGGAUCAAGGCUCGACAUGGGGGAAUCUACUCACUGCUGCUUAAAAACCGGUCUUUGAUACAGGAACCCAUUCUUCUUAAGGACGCACAGAACCCUGAAGAAGUGACAGCACUACCGUCCGAAUCCAAGGAUUCGCCCUCUCAACCAUUUGGCAAGCAACGACAUGGUGGCAUUUACAAGAUGCUUCGAAAUGAUUAUGGCCUUCAUCAAGCCACUUGA